AUGUGGGAGGGCGGCCAGGAGAACUGGGCGGGGGAGUCCUCCCGCCGCUCCCACUGCAGGCGCCAGUACCGAGGACCCCGCUUUGAGAUCGGUGCACCACGGCCUGUCGGCCUCGCUGCCCACAGGACUCGGGGACUUGGGGUGCUCCCUCUCGGGUGCACCGACAGCUUGGAGGAGCCAUACCUCUCCACCUGGCCUUGGCAGGGCCCUGGAAACGGGAGGAUUGGGCAUUCCAGAUUCCUCGGGCAUAGCCUAACCCGUAACCGGGAAGAGGAUCGCCAGAGCUGGGCGAGGAACCGGGAGGUUUGGGGUGCAGAGGGCAAGGAGGGCCUGGCCUACCCCACGGCGCCGCGCCUCCUGCGCUGCUGUAGAGACACUUCCUUCCCACACUCUCCACCUCGGGCGGCUGAAAUUUUGCACUGGGCGACCAUAGGCCAAUCCUGGAGCGCGGUGGUGGCACUGGGGGAUGUGCCUGAUGGGACCGUGGUGACAGUGAUGGCGGGCAAUGAUGAGAAUUACUCCGCUGAGCUGCGCAAUGCUUCCGCUGUCAUGAAGAACCAAGUGGCCAGGUUCAAUGACCUUCGCUUCGUGGGCCGGAGCGGGCGAGGGAAGAGUUUCACGCUCACAAUCACCGUGUUCACCAACCCUACCCAAGUGGCCACCUACCACCGAGCCAUCAAGGUCACCGUGGAUGGACCCCGGGAACCCCGACGGCACCGGCAGAAGAUAGAAGACCAGACCAAGGCCUUCCCUGACCGCUUUGGAGAUCUGCGCAUGCGUGUAACACCAAGCACCCCUAGCCCCCGUGGAUCACUCAGCACCACAAGCCAUUUCAGCAGCCAAGCCCAGACCCCAAUCCAAGGCUCGUCAGACCUGAACCCCUUCUCGGACCCCCGCCAGUUUGACCGCUCCUUCCCUACGCUGCAAAGCCUCACGGAGAGCCGCUUCCCGGACCCCAGGAUGCACUACCCGGGGGCCAUGUCUGCCGCCUUCCCCUACAGCGCCACGCCGUCGGGCACCAGCCUGGGCAGCCUGAGCGUGGCGGGCAGGCCGGCCAGCAGCCGCUUCCACCACACCUACCUCCCGCCGCCCUACCCCGGGGCCCCGCAGAGCCAGAGCGGGCCCUUCCAGGCCAACCCCGCGCCCUACCACCUCUUCUAUGGCGCCUCCUCCGGCUCCUACCAGUUCUCCAUGGCAGCUGCGGGCGGUGGCGAGCGCUCGCCCACCCGCAUGCUGACCUCCUGCCCCAGCGGCGCCUCGGUGUCCGCGGGCAACCUCAUGAACCCCAGCCUGGGCCAGGCUGAUGGCGUGGAGGCCGACGGCAGUCACAGCAACUCGCCCACGGCCCUGAGCACGCCGGGCCGUAUGGACGAGGCCGUGUGGCGGCCCUACUGA
Molecule: messenger RNA, 1395 nt
Organism: Cricetulus griseus (Chinese hamster)
Lineage: Eukaryota; Metazoa; Chordata; Mammalia; Rodentia; Cricetidae
Source: RefSeq, a predicted model, not a curated record